This is a messenger RNA of Capronia coronata CBS 617.96, 1317 nucleotides long. Its product is annotated as cystathionine beta-lyase. Bases 1 to 1317 code for a protein of 438 amino acids. The transcript has a single exon. The record is from RefSeq and is a predicted model, not a curated record. Gene Ontology annotation, cellular component: cytoplasm. Gene Ontology annotation, biological process: transsulfuration. NCBI's taxonomy places the organism in Eukaryota, Fungi, Ascomycota, Eurotiomycetes, Chaetothyriales, Herpotrichiellaceae. Gene Ontology annotation, molecular function: pyridoxal phosphate binding; carbon-sulfur lyase activity.
AUGGCCACCAACGGAGUCCAUGCGUCCGUCGCAGAAGCAGACGACUUGGACAAAGCCCCGCGUGCCCCGGUCGAUCCUCACGCGGUCGAAGACUUAGACUCGCACUCCCUACUGAGCCUCGAGACGCUAUCUGCGGCGACGCAGGCGAUCCACGCGGACGAUGCGCUGAACGUGGUCGACGACGUGGCGCCUCCGAUCCACGUGAGCACGACGUUCCGCUACGACCGGGACCCGUCGCGGCUGCGGCCCUUCCACGAACGGUCGGCACCCAUCUACGACCCGACGGAGCACGUCUACUCGCGCCACACGACGCACAGCAGCUCGCGGCUCGAAGCCAUCCUGGGCGUCCUCUUGCACAAUCCGUGUCUCACGUACUCGUCGGGCCUGGCGGCGUUCAAUGCGCUGAUCACAUUCCUGAACCCCCAAAGAGUGGCCAUUGGCGCCGGAUACCAUGGAUGUCACGGCGUGUUGAAACUGCAUCAGAAACUGUCGGGCCUGAAACUGCUGCCGUUGGACUGUAAGCCCGAAGACCUGCAGGAGGGCGAUCUGCUGCACUUGGAAACACCCGUCAACCCGACCGGCCGGGCUUUCGAUAUCCAGCACUAUGCCGACGUGGCCCAUUCGAGGGGCGCCUACCUCAGCGUCGAUGCGACGUUUGCACCACCGCCGCUGCAAGAUCCCUUCAAACAUGGGGCAGACAUCGUGAUGCAUUCCGGGACGAAAUACAUUGGUGGCCAUUCCGACAUGCUCUGUGGCGUGCUGGCCGUCAAGAACAAGGAGUGGCUGCCCACGAUGUUGGAGGAACGGCUACACCUCGGUGCCGUCAUGGGCGGUCUGGAAGGUUGGCUGGGCGUGAGAAGCGUGCGCACCCUCGAGUUGAGAGUGAUGAAGCAGAGCGCAAGCGCUCAGCGAAUAGUCGACGCACUUGACGGCGCUCUGACCGGGAAGACCGUCGGCACAGGUCUGUCGCAGUCGGAUGCUGAGAUCAUCAAGUCCGUGGUCAAAGAGGUGUACCAUGCCAGCCUGCAGACCGAUGACUACAAAACCUGGCUGAGGAAACAGAUGCCUAACGGCUACGGGCCUGUUUUCUCAAUAACCAUGAAAUCCCCCGACCUGGCUCGCACCCUGCCCAGCAAGCUGCACCUGUUCCACCACGCCACGAGUCUGGGUGGGGUGGAGAGCUUGAUUGAAUGGCGGACCAUGACCGAUUCGUCGGUGGAGAAGGACCUUUUGAGGAUAAGCAUCGGCAUUGAAGACGACAGGGACCUUCUUGACGAUCUCAUCCAAGGGUUCCGAGCUCUGAAGCAAGACAAGUGA